UAAAAAAACCAUGGAUAUUAAAAUAUGUCGAGUGUGUUUGGAAAAGUCGGAAAGCAUGGUCAAUAUAUUUGAUCAUAUCGGCAUUUUAGACAGAAGGAUUUCUAUAGCGGAUAUGAUAACCCAGUGUACAGGUUUUCAGAUUUUUAAAGCGGAUCCAUUUCCCAAAACCAUAUGUGCGCCUUGCAAGCAGGAUGCCACAAAUGCAUAUGAGAUAAAACGACUUUACGAGACGAGCCACAAGGUCUUCUGCCAAAUGGGAAAGGAUAUGAAGAAGGCGAGAAAGAAAUAUCUGUCUACGAGGACCCUGAAAUUAAAAAGAACCCUUACAAAGUGAAGAACGGUUUCGAAAAAGGUACGACAGAGAUCGACAAAUUAAGAGAAGAUGAUUUUCGAGUAGAGAAC
Drosophila serrata is the source of this 402-nucleotide messenger RNA. RefSeq lists its product as uncharacterized. The record is from RefSeq and is a predicted model, not a curated record. Lineage: Eukaryota; Metazoa; Arthropoda; Insecta; Diptera; Drosophilidae.